This is a messenger RNA of Saccharomyces mikatae IFO 1815, 3006 nucleotides long. It is a transcript of the gene PHM7, whose product is annotated as Phm7p. NCBI's taxonomy places the organism in Eukaryota, Fungi, Ascomycota, Saccharomycetes, Saccharomycetales, Saccharomycetaceae. Gene Ontology annotation, molecular function: calcium-activated cation channel activity. Bases 1 to 3006 code for a protein of 1001 amino acids. The transcript has a single exon. The record is from RefSeq and is a predicted model, not a curated record. Gene Ontology annotation, cellular component: plasma membrane.
AUGGCAGACAGUAGUGACAAAAGUUCUUCGACGUCGGCGUUCGUUACAACGCUAAUUGUCUACGGCCUCACGGCCAUCGUAUUUACCUGGCUAUUCUUGUUGUUGCGGCCCAAGAAUAGAAGAGUGUACGAGCCACGGUCUCUCAAGGACGUUCAGACCAUUCCGGAGGAAGAGAGAACAGAGCCAGUUCCCGAAGGAUAUUUUGGGUGGGUUGGAUAUCUACUCUCCAGGCCGCACUCGUUCCUUAUCCAGCACACAAGCGUGGACGGGUAUUUUCUGCUUCGAUAUAUCGGUAUUGUAGGUUCGCUUUCGUUUGUGGGUUGUUUGAUCAUUCUUCCGAUCUUGCUUCCCGUGAACGCGACCAACGGUAACAACUUAGCCGGCUUUGAACUGCUAUCAUUUUCUAAUGUUACGAACAAAAAUAGGUUUUAUGCACAUGUUUUCCUCUCCUGGAUUUUCUUUGGUCUGUUUACCUACAUUAUAUACAAGGAGUUGUAUUACUACGUCGUGUUUAGACAUGCUAUGCAGACGACUCCGCUCUAUGACGGGCUGCUGUCGUCUAGGACGGUUAUUAUCACCGAAUUGCACAAGGACAUAGCUCAAGAAGGAGAGAUGCAGAUGCGAUUCCCCAAGGCGUCUAAUGUCGUCUUUGCCUACGAUCUUUCAGACUUGCAGGAAUUGUGUAAGGAAAGAGCUAAGAACGCCGCUAAAUACGAAGCUGCUUUGAAUAAAGUUUUGAACAAGUGCGUGAAAAUGACGCGAAACAGGACUCAAGAGCAACUUGACAAGCUGUACAACAACGGUACCAAGCCGAAGGACGAUUUGGAGACCUAUGUGCCUCACAAAAAGCGUCCGAAGCAUCGUUUGGGCAAAUUGCCGCUUUGUCUAGGCGGCAAGAAAGUUAAUACGCUGUCUUAUUCCAGUAAAAGGAUUGGUGAGCUAAACGAUGAAAUCCACGAGAAACAGGCCGAUUGGGCCAAUAAUGAUAGGCAACCCGCCUGUUUCAUUCAGUUUGAGUCUCAGUUAGAAGCACAGAGAUGCUAUCAGUCUGCGGAAGCGAUUCUAGGCAAGAAGUAUUUUGGUAAGCGCCUCAUCGGCUACUCCCCCGAAGAUGUUAACUGGGGCAGCAUGCGUCUCAGUUCAAAGGAAAGGCAUUCUAGGAGAGCUAUAGCAAAUACAAUCAUGGUCUUAUUGAUCAUCUUUUGGGCUAUCCCUGUCGCUGUAGUCGGUAUCAUCUCCAAUGUUAAUUUCCUUACCGAUAAAGUUCCUUUCUUACGUUUUAUCAAUAAUAUGCCCGACUUUUUAAUGGGUGUCAUUACCGGUUUGCUUCCUACUAUCGCCUUGGCCGUCUUGAUGUCCCUAGUGCCAUUUUUUAUCAUAAAACUGGGGAAACUCAGCGGUUGCGUCACUGAACAAGAAACAGAUCUCUAUUCCCAAGCUUGGUACUAUGCGUUCGCGGUGAUUCAACUCUUCCUAGUUGUUACAGCUACUUCCUCCGCAUCAUCUACCGUUGAUUCCAUUAUCGACGACCCAAGUUCCGCUAUGACGCUACUGGCGAAUAACUUGCCCAAGGCAUCCAACUUCUAUAUCAUGUACUUCCUACUAAAAGGCUUAACCGGUCCCACAUGGACGAUGCUACAGGCAGUUAAUUUGCUGCUAAGCAAAAUACUAGGCAGAGUCCUGGAUUCGACCCCAAGACAAAAAUGGAACCGUUACAAUAUGUUGGCUACCCCUCGCAUGGGUAUUGUUUAUCCAGGUAUUGAAGUUUUGGUUUGCAUUUACAUCUGUUAUUCGAUUAUUGCUCCUAUUUUGUUGUUUUUUAGCACGGUAAUGUUAACUCUUCUUUAUGUUGCCUACUUGUACAACUUAAAUUAUGUUUUUGGCUUUUCAUUCGAUUUAAAGGGGCGUAAUUAUCCAAGGGCACUUUUCCAAAUAUUUGUAGGAAUAUAUUUGAGUGAGGUGUGCCUGCUUGGGUUGUUUAUCAUGGCUAAAACCUGGGGUCCUCUGGUCCUGGAAGUGUUCUGGAUCGUGGUUACCGCUCUAGCUCACAUAUAUAUGAAAAGGAAAUUCAUGCCAUUGUUCGAUGCGGUUCCUUUAAGUGCUAUCAGAUAUGCGAGAGGCGAGUCUGGUUAUUCCUAUCCCACUUCAGACUUGGGUUCCCAAGAGAUUAGAGACAUUGCAGAGGAAAUGAAAGGCAAAUACGAAAACGACAAUACUCAUGGGAUUUUGACGCCCGUCACCAAGGACGAUUUGAAGAAGGCUAACCUAAUACCCGAUAACGGUAACAAUUCGGAGAACAGUGCUCCAAGCAAUCCAUUUGAAUCUGGUUCUGAACGUGCCUCCUUCUCUGGAUCAAACGCGGAAGGUGAUUCGAUCAAGAAAAUGAAUGGUCCAAUUAUCAAAAAAUCAAGUACCCUUUCUUCUUCCACGAAGGAUAAGGAUAAUAACGGCACUGGUAACGAAUCUACUUUUGUCCCGGAGGAUGAGAAAUUUCGCAAGUUCCACUAUAGCGAUGUUGAGGCAUUAAGAAAUAAGCGCCCUUACGAUGAUGAUGACCAUAGCCAGCAUGGACCUGAAGGUGCCGUGCCAGUCAAUGCUGACGCCGGAGUAAUUUAUAGUGAUCCCGCAGCUAUGUUGAAAGAGCCUCAAGCUUUCCCACCGGAUGUGCUGGAAACUAACACAUGGUCGCAAAGAAUCUUACAGUUCUUCAAUCCAAAAAAGUCGUAUCCGUUUGAUGAUGUUAGGAUGAGAUUUCCACUUGUAUUUAAUACCAGUAUCGAAUACGAUGAGGAAUACUUGAAUUCCGCAUACACCGAUCCCUGUGUCAGAGAAAAAGAUCCUAUAGUGUGGUGUUGUAAAGAUCCAUUAGGUGUUUCGAAGCAGCAAAUUCAAGAGGCUAGGUCAAACGGUUUAGAUGUAAGAGAUGAUUUCACAAGAUACGAUGAAAAAGGUAAAGUCAUAUUUACUUACAAUCCUCCCGAUUAUGAACCUGAAGCCAAAAAAUGA